Molecule: messenger RNA, 1099 nt
Organism: Camelus dromedarius (Arabian camel)
Lineage: Eukaryota; Metazoa; Chordata; Mammalia; Artiodactyla; Camelidae
Product: olfactory receptor 51B2-like
Exons: 1
Biological process (GO): G protein-coupled receptor signaling pathway
Cellular component (GO): plasma membrane
Molecular function (GO): olfactory receptor activity; G protein-coupled receptor activity
Source: RefSeq, a predicted model, not a curated record
AUGUGGUCCAACAUCAGUGCUGCUCCUUUUCUACUGACUGGCUUCCCAGGUCUGGAGAAAUUUCAUCCUUGGGUCUCCAUCUCCUUCUUUGUCAUCUAUGUGUCCGUACUCCUCGGCAAUGGCACCCUCCUCUUCCUUAUCAGAGAAGACCAUACUCCUUACGAGCCUAUGUACUACUUUCUAGCUAUAUUGGCAGCCACAGACCUUGGAGUGACUUUGACAACGAUGCCCACUGUGCUUGGUGCUCUGUGGCUGGAUCACAGGGAGAUCAGCCAUGGAGCCUGCUACUUCCAGGCCUAUCUAACCCACUCACUCUCUGUUGUGGAGUCCGGAGUCUUGCUCGUCAUGGCCUAUGAUCAUUUUAUUGCCAUCCGCAACCCCCUGAGAUACACCUCCAUUCUCACCAAUACUAAGCUGGUGAAGAUAGGUCUAGGGGUUCUAAUGAGAAGAUUGAUACUUAUUGUGCCCAUAAUCAUCACCCUCUCCAGAUUCCCUUACUGCAGAUCCCAUGUCCUGUCCCAUGCCUUCUGCCUGUACUAGGAUGUGAUCAAACUGGCUUGUGCUGACAUAGCCUUCAAUAGACUCUAUCCUAUACUCCUGGUCUCUCUAACUGGUUUCUUGGACUCUGUGCUUAUCCUUAUCUCUUAUGUCCUAAUCUUUAAUACUGUCAUGGGGAUUGCAUCAGGUAAAGAGCAGGCUAAGGCUCUAAAUAUUUGUGUCUCCCAUAUCAGCUGUGUUCUGGUUUUCUACAUCACUGUGACUGGGCUGAUCCUCAUUCACCAAUUUGGGAAAUAUGUGCCACAUGUGUUUCAUAUUAUCAUGAGCUAUAUCUAUUUCUUCUUCCCCCCAUUUAUGAAUCCAAUAAUCUAUAGCAUUAAGACCAAGCAGAUACAGGAUGGCAUCAAUUGCCUUUUCUCUUUCCAGAGACUCUGAACAUGAUCUACUUACUGUGGGGGUUCUCCCCACUGUUGGAUGGGUUUCUUGGCAAAAUGGACUAUAUAAUGCCAGUGUAUCUCAGAAUCAAAAGGAUUGGAAUUCCUGUCAUGUAAAAGACACAGGGCCAUAGCUCUGAUUCUCACCCGCUUGCUCAUAACACACC